Messenger RNA from Caretta caretta (loggerhead turtle), 5378 nucleotides. It is a transcript of the gene ADORA2B, whose product is annotated as adenosine A2b receptor. Gene Ontology annotation, biological process: G protein-coupled adenosine receptor signaling pathway; adenylate cyclase-activating G protein-coupled receptor signaling pathway; vasodilation. The record is from RefSeq and is a predicted model, not a curated record. Gene Ontology annotation, molecular function: G protein-coupled adenosine receptor activity. Gene Ontology annotation, cellular component: plasma membrane. Lineage: Eukaryota; Metazoa; Chordata; Testudines; Cheloniidae.
CCUCCCUGGGAAAGACCAUGGUAAGGGCUCCCAGGCCGGGGCUGCUCAUCGCUGGGGACUGCCGCGCCCUGGACAGAGCCGCCUCCACGUGAGCCUCCCACCCCUCAUGAUGGACACGGUCUACAUCGUGCUGGAGCUGAUCAUCGCCGUGCUCUCCAUCGCGGGCAACGUCCUGGUGUGCUGGGCCGUGGCCAUCAACAGCACCCUGAAGAACGCCACCAACUACAUCCUGGUGUCGCUGGCCGUGGCCGACAUUGCCGUGGGCUUGCUGGCCAUCCCCUUUGCCAUCACCAUCAGCGUUGGCCUCCACACGGAUUUCUACAGCUGCCUCUUCUUCGCCUGCUUUGUGCUGGUGCUGACCCAGAGCUCCAUCUUCAGCCUGCUGGCCGUGGCCAUCGACCGGUACCUGGCUAUCAAGGUCCCGCUCAGAUACAAGAGUCUGGUGACCGGGAAACGGGCAAGAUGGCUCAUCGCUGUGCUCUGGCUCCUGUCCUUUGGGAUUGGACUGACCCCACUGAUGGGCUGGAACAGAGCCACUGCGGGGCUGGAACAGAUUGGCUGCCCGAAUUCUACUAAUAGCUCGCAGACCCAGCAGGGCUGCUUAAUCAGAUGUCUCUUUGAGAAUGUGGUCACCAUGAGCUACAUGGUCUAUUUCAACUUCUUUGGCUGUGUGCUCCUCCCACUCUUCAUCAUGUUGGGCAUCUAUGUCAAGAUAUUCAUGGUGGCCUGCAAGCAGCUGCGGAAGAUGGAGUUGAUGGGUAAGUCCAGGACUACCCUCCAGAAGGAGGUCAAUGCGGCCAAGUCUCUGGCCAUCAUCGUUGGGCUCUUUGCCUUCUGCUGGCUGCCCCUACACAUCCUGAACUGCUUCACCUACUUCCACCAGGACUUUGGGGACAAGAGGCCUGAUUGGGUGAUGUACAUGGCUAUCAUCCUGUCCCACGCCAACUCGGUCAUCAACCCCAUUAUCUACGCCUACAAGAUCAGGGACUUCCGCUGCACCUUCCGCAAGAUCCUUGCCAAGUACAUCCUCUGCAAAACGGAGGACGUCCCCAAGGGCUCCAAUGGCAACAGCCGGCACCUGACUGUCAGCAACCUCAGUUCUGCUCCUGUAUUUAUCUGACCAUGCCAGUCAUCCUGUAGCCUGGCCCUGACCAACCCAACCCUCCCCACCCCUUGUGCCUAUGUGGACAGUAGACCAGGAUUCUGAUGAGUCACACUAUAUAUUUGUACAGCUGUAUUUUUUUUUAAUAUAUAUUUUUUUAACCUAGCGCCUCAUAGGGGAAUAACAUUUCUGGGGAGACAGUGCCCUGCUUACCCUGUCUCCUGACCUUCGAGUUAUGGAGUGCUGGUCAUUGUAUUGCAUUUCCUUCUAGGUCAAAGGUUGAAUGUUGGAAGCCGCAUGUCCUGGGAUGGGUUUCCCCAGCUGGGCUGCUCAUGUCAACUCCCGGCCUUUUGGAUUUUAUUUAUUUAUUUUUUUUGGCUCACUCAGAAGGAUUUUUUGUUGGUGGUUCAUUUUCUACAUACUUGAUGCCACUUUGGUAAAUACCCUAUUUUUUCCAUCAAUUAUUUGAUGCAGCUAGUAUUCUCCCAUGGGAAAUAAUCUUAUGUAGCCCAGAUGCUGGUGUAAAACUGAAGCCCUGACCCAGAGUCAGAAGGGAUCUGCUGGUGUUAAUGGGAAAACAAGGCAGUUAAAUGGUGAUCCAGCCUCAUUCCUCAAACACUGCCCUGCUCGAAGUCUGAUAGUUGAGAGGAGAUAGAGCAGCCUCACAAUCCUGAGCUCCCCCCAUUCCAUAGGACUGACUACCCCCCCAUGCUCCAUGGAGUUUAGUAUCCCAGCUCUAGCAGUGAACACCUGCUACUUGACCAAAAAGCCAAACCCUGCUGCUAUUCACACUGAGGCUGAAUCUGUGGCCACUGAAGUCAAUGAAAAGACUCCACUGAUUCAUGGGCUUUGGGUCAAGUCCAUAGAGCUGGUCCUGUUACCCCUGCAGUCAAGGGCAAAGCUCACGCCGCCUUCAGGCGUGCAGGAUCCAACUGGAUGCUGCUCUGUGCGCUCAAGUGCUGCAGCUCCUGUUGGCCCUACGUCUAACUGCUGUUCUGAUGACCGUCAGCCCCCAGGGCCAUGCUGCAUUCCCGGUGCACUGUGGGGUGAGUUCAGGAUGUUGAGAAGCCUUUCUCCGAGCUUUGGGAGGUUUAUGUCUGUUUAGCUGAAGGUCGCGAGUGGGAUUGAAUUUGCCUGUUAAGUUAGAAUGCUCUUGUGCAAACAACGGCCCCAUAGAACAACACAGCCCUUUGGAACAGGCACUGACAUGAGCACAAGGUUUGUUUCUCGGGUGGUUAGACUGGGUCAAAAAUUGCUACACCCACAGCGCUGGCUCAGGGGCUAAUUUGCACCAUCUUGGCCACUGACUGUUCUAUAAUUCCACUGAAGGGCAGAGAAGCCUUAAUGUGCACUGAGGCUUAAUAACUCUCUGUAAGCCUAGCUUUUGGGGUUUUUAAAUGACUAAGCCUAUUUAAUAUGUGAACUGUGGUACAUACAAUGACACACAGGUGGGGAGAACUAUGGGGCGUUUGCUCCAAAGGGGUUGAAUGUGUUGAAGCUGUCAUUGAAGGUGCAAGGAGCAGUAGUGUAUAACUGGUAUGCCCUUCGGGGGGGCCUUUUGUUCUAAGGGGGCUCAAAAAUUCCAGUAAAACUAGUCCCCCUCUCUCCCCAAAAUCUGACUUUAACAGGCAGAGCCUCAAGCCUACAGCUGUGAGAGUGUAUGACACGGACAGGGAGAGCACAAAUGGCAAAAGGGCCGGAUUUCCUACCAGACUCCAGAUGGUCCAUUAAAAAUUAUACCCAGUAACAGUGCUAAUGGAAAGAAGGAACUGGCUUGUUACAAGGCAAACCACUGGCUAGGUCUGGAAACUACAGGCUUACGCAAGGGCUGGGUAUCCACCUUGGUGCUGCAACCCUCUUCUAAACUGGAGCCUUAGGAGAAGGUUCUUAAAGUGCCAGUGAAGUGGCAAAUUUAAUCUCUGAACCACUUGGUACCUUGACAUGUGACCACCAGAGAGCUGUAGUUCAUGCCUGUGUAUUUAAUAUGGUCUCCGCUGGGCAGCUCUCAUAUGCACAGCCCAUGCUCAGAGACAGGGAUGGGGAUGUAGGUUCUCAGAGCUGCCCCUCUGUGCCCGGGGGGAGUCUGUUGGGAAGGAAGUGCUAUCAACGUGAGCGGCAGAAAUGGAAGCCAAAGCCCUCUCCUGCCAUUCUUCACAAUGCGGUUGCUGUGAAGAGGGCAGGUAUGGGAAGGCUAGAGCUGUCUGUCAUUGGUACUUGAAUAACACUGUAGCCAGCUUUGUUUCUUUGAGUUUAUUUUGUACUGCACUGCAGGGAAUAAGAAAAAAUUCCCUCCUAUUUCUUACACUAAGUCUCUGACCUGACAGGGUUCAAUGUGGGAGGUUGCUAUAGGUCAGCGGUGUGAGACUGGGGGUUCCUGGGACUAGUGGACUCUAACCAUCCGUUGUGCUAGGAGAAGGUUUAGCUGCCCUUCAGCUACAAAGGGCCAGAUCCCAACCUGAGUGAAUCCCAACUGUGAUUUUGAUGGUAUUGCACCUGCUGACAUCAACUAAUAUCCAGUCCCAACUUUAGCUCCAGUCAGCCUGUAUCACAAGGGUUAAAAUUACAGCCGGGUCUUUAUCCUUCCCUUUGCAGAUCAUCUCUGCUGCAACUUCCUUGCUCCCUGUCUGUCCAACAGAUGUGACCACAUCCUGCCUUCUCAGGACUCAUCAUCUCAUUUCAACCUCUCUAUUGUCUUUGGCCUUAUUGCUCCUAUUAAUCAUGGAAGGGAACAGCCAGAGUCUCACCUGUGGGUCGGGGAGGGUUGCAACCCAAAUAUGUGAUUGCAACACAAACCAUGAGUGCUGGCCUCCCUCUCCUUAAAACAAAUCGCAAUCUGGAGUGCAUGAAAGAGAGAGCAUAAUGCAAAGUACUAAAGCAGGGUACCAGCAGUUAGUUAAUAACUGAUCAAGGAAUAUCUGUAGGUGACAGUUUACACUGCAGGCCAGGAUCCACUACAAGCCAGACUCACUCAGAGGGACCUUUGCCAUGUGCUGAUGUCACCAUUUCCCUAGCUGGGAUGUGUCACUGGGGGGUUCUUUUAAUUAAAUAAGUUGUUUGAAAGAAAAAAAAAACACAGCACUGAAGAUUUCUAAAAACGUGAAUCCAAGUAAAAUGGCAGAGGAACCCUGCACUGGCCGUGUCUGUAGCUGUUCACAUGUCCCUUAACCCAUGUGUUCCUGAUGUAUACAGGAUGGAUGGUAUUCGCCACAUGUUACUUGGGCUGUGUAGUUACAGUAACUUUGUUAUUGGGAUACAGAAUGAAUACUUACAUUUACCACUGAAAACAACCUAACUCUGUGCCGUGUCAUUUCUUUGGGCACGCCCUUGCACGAGUGAGACAUAGCCAGGUGCCCCACCCUACCGAGCUCCGGCCAACAGACACAAAGCUCAGUGUGGAGUUGGGCUCUGGGUCAUUUGGCUGUGGGAUGGGACAGAGCAGUGGCUCUAUCCCUACUGCGUCACUAAGGCCUAUAACUUGAAGAAACAUUGUUUAAUUCUGACCAAAAUUGGCAGAAAGCUUCCAAAUACUGUUGAUAAUGUGACUCUGUACUCAAAAUAGGGCUGGUUGGGAACUACUUAGCCCCUGGGGAGAUACUUUAUGUAUUUCCCAGUACUCUGCUGCCGUCACUUAAGGCAAAGUCUGUAGUCACAUGACAGGAUGAGCUUGUUUGCACCAUGUAAUACAUCAAAACAGUAAUUUUCAGAAUGGACUUUUAGAUGCCUAGAAAAUCAUCAGCACAAUGCUGGGAUCCCCAAAGCCUGAGUUAGAUGCUUAGGCUUGCUCUGCACAGGUGGGAAAGAGCUGGGCAGCUAAGACUGGGACUUCAGAAGCCAGCCCCCCAGUCAGGCAGCUGCCUGAGCCAGCCAUGCGGUGGGGGUGCUGAACCCUGCCAUUUAUAGAGCUUGGUGCCUCUCUCACUGAGGGAUCCACAGCAGGAACCCUGCUCCUGGACUUGAUCAGGUGAGUUUGGUGCUAAAUGGGGGAGCUCCCUGGCUUUCUUCGGAGGUCUCUGCCAACAGUGUAUCGUAUAUGCUUGUUUGGCUUAAUGUCACCAGCUGAGCAGCUACCAUCAAAAAUAUGUUUUAUAAUUAAGGGGUAGGAGUCUUAUCAUCUACAUAACUUCAUAAAAAUAGCAGACAAAAGCAUUUCUCAAAUGAGUCCAUUCUACAAAUACUGUGAGGUAUUACAUGGUACAAACAAGCUCAUACUGUCACGUGACUAUAGACUUCUGCUUUAACUGAAGACAAAAAAGUAUGGGAAAAUGGAUAAAAUAUA